This is a messenger RNA of Fusarium vanettenii 77-13-4, 837 nucleotides long. RefSeq lists its product as uncharacterized. The annotation marks the transcript as partial. Lineage: Eukaryota; Fungi; Ascomycota; Sordariomycetes; Hypocreales; Nectriaceae. The transcript has a single exon. The record is from RefSeq and is a predicted model, not a curated record.
CAGAAUGCCCGGACUGAGUUCGUCAGCCUGAACGGUACCAAACUCGCCUAUAGACGAUUUGGCAAGCGUGGUGGCAACCCUGUCCUAUACUUCAACCAUCUGCGGGCCGCUAUGGAUGUCACCGAUCCUCUGCUGUUCAACUACAUCGCCCAGUAUCGAGAGGUGAUCCUGUUCGAUAAUAUCGGCGUCGGCCACAGCGAAGGCGAAGUUUCAACCUCCGUGGAGCAGAUGGGUGACAACGCCGUGGCCCUCGUCAAUGCUUUGGACCUCGACAAGGUUGUCGCGUUCGGGUUCUCCCUCGGAGGCGGCGUGGCUCAAUACCUCUCCUGGACGUAUCCCGACCUCGUGGAAAAGGCGGUUUUCUCGGGCACACAGCCUGGAAUCGGCCCUGACGUCACCGCUGGACCACCCGAGGUUUUCACAAUUGCGUCUGAGGAGGGUGAGCCAACGGAAAAGGCCAUGUUGACACUGUUUUUCGAAACCACCGAAACCAGCCUUGCCGCGGGACGGGCCUGGUUCAAGCGAAGGACCGAUCGCCGCGUCAAGGGAGAGGAGCUCAGUGGAUCUGUCUUGGAGCCUGGCGUAUCGGCACAGCUCAAGGCGAUCUCAGACUUCACCGCCGAUCCUAGCAACUUUGGCAAGCUUAAGGAUAUUAAGGUCCCUGUUCUGGUCACCAACGGCAAGAACGACAUCAUGGCGCCCACCAUUAACAGCUUUAUCCUGCAACAGCAGUUGUCCAACGGCACUCUGCACGUCUACCCUGACUCUGGCCACGGACACUUGUUCCAGUUUCCCAAGCAGUACGCCCAGGUCCUUCAACAGUUCCUAGACGGUUAA